Messenger RNA from Toxoplasma gondii ME49, 2078 nucleotides. RefSeq lists its product as hypothetical. The coding region runs from base 431 to 1840 and encodes 469 amino acids. NCBI's taxonomy places the organism in Eukaryota, Apicomplexa, Conoidasida, Eucoccidiorida, Sarcocystidae. The transcript is spliced from 3 exons. The record is from RefSeq and is a predicted model, not a curated record.
UGAGAAUUUUUGUAGAAAUCAAAGUAGCUUCCUUUUCUUUCCUCCUGUUCUCAACCGCUUCUGUGUUCAGCACAGAAGCGAGAGUUACUGGAGCCUCGGCGGGGACGGUCUGUCGCCUCUCGCCGCGACCACGGCCCUGGCGUCGUCGAGAGGAGAAAGAGAGAAGGUUGAAGAGCCUCUUUUGAAGCCCGUUUUCUUUUCCUUGUGAACUUUCGAUUCCUCUCCCUAUUUUCUCCCGUCUCUUUUUCCUCUCUGCCUCUCGCUCCGACUGCAUUCGCAACUCUUUUAGCGCCCCGUUACAGCUUUUUCUCCACGCAGCCGAGAGUCCCUUCAGCCCUCCUUGCGUUGUCCUUUCCUUCCCUUGCUAUACGCUUUUUCUUUCUUCUCCUUCUCCGUCUCCUCCUCCUUCUUGUUCUUCUGCGUCUCCGCCAUGGCUGGAGUUCCGAAGGGGGCAAAGGCCGCCGCUAAGAAGAGAGGGCGAGAGGAGGGCGCAGUGUCCUCUGGCCUAAGGUCUGUGGGUUCGAGCAAGAAGAGCAAGUCUCUUUCCUCUGCUUCCCGCAAAGCGCCGGCGCCUGACAAGCCUGGCAGAGUGCCUCCUGCGCUCUCGGCCUCUUCCUCCGCCUCCGCCUCCUCCCGCGACAAGAGAUCCGCGGGAGACAGAGAGACUACACACCUCGGGAAGAAGCAGAGAACAGAUGGCGCGGCUCGAGCGUCGCCUGCAGAGACAGAAGAGAAGAUUCCUGGGUGCCCCGUCUCACCUGCGCUGCUCAAGAAGGCCUUGGCGGGCCUCACGGCGUACGUGAUGAAGAAAGCCAGCGAGCGCGGAACUCAAGACCUCCUGGAAGAGACAGGCGCCGCAACUGUCUCUCUCAUGCUCGCUCUCAAAAACAUCCCCCAAGCCUUUCGCAAACAGCCCGUUCAAAUCGUCCUGCCUCAUCCCCUGUUUGACGUCUCCAAGGGCGAGGGCGAGUGCUGUCUCUUCGUCAAAGAUCCUCAGCGAAAGUGGAAGGACUUGAUUGCUCCUGAGAAGCUUCCGGGUCUGACUCGCGUGCUCGGCCUUGAAAAGCUGAAGAAGAAAUUCCCCACUUUUAAAGACAAGCGCAUGCUCUGCGCGAGCUACGACUUCUUUCUGUGUGACCGCAAAAUCGCUGACAAGCUGACGCCCGUCUUGGGCAAGACGUUUAUUCAGGCAAAGAAGCUUCCUUUGCCAGUGAAGUUGUCCUCGACAAACGUACGUCCUGCGUUGGAGGAGGCGCUGCACUCGACUUGUUUCUUCUUGCCUCGCGGGCCGUGCGUCGCCGUCAAGAUCGGCCGCGCUAACAUGCCGCCGGAGCAGCUGCUUGCAAAUGCGAAGAAGGCGCUUGCCGCGGCGUUCACCUUCUUCGCGGAAGACGCGAAGUUCCGCAACACCAUCCACGCGGUGUCUGUCCAGGCCACGGAUGCGCCGGCCUUGCCGAUCUACUCCGACUCCUCCUACACAGAGGCCGCGCGGCACUACGUCUCAACCUCUCCCCCCGCCGCGCCGCCGCCUGCAAAAGACAGAGCGGAGAAGAAGGCGGGCGAGGGCAGGUCGGGUGUACCGACACGCGGCGAGGACAGGCAUGGGGCGGGAGCUGGCAACGCAUCUGUCCUCGCCGCGAAGAAGCGAACAGGAGGCGGGAGCGAGAAGCUUAGGAAGGCUGGAGCCAGCGAGAAGAGUGGAGAACAAAAGAGACACGCCAAAGCGACAAGGCCCAUCAUGAGACUGGAGGAACCGAAGAAAAAGCGAAAGGGCGAGGAAGCCGUUAACUCAGCGGCAGCUGUCCAGGCGAAGAAGAAGUUUAAAACGAAGGCGAAGUAAACGGAGAAAGGCGGCUUGGACAGUUGGGUGCUCGCGUUCAGUCACGAACGCAUUGUCUCUUAAUUUCAUUGGUCUGUGUUUUCGUCUUGGAGUGUUUUUUAGAUUUUCUCUCCUCUUAAGACUUGCUGGAUUCCAGUCCCUACAAAGACUUUCUUCCGUGGAGGAAAGAACCUGGUUCCCCAGAGAGAGCGCACUCUCUCCCCUGACGCUGUGCAGGUUGAGUUGCAGGUUGAGUGUC